Molecule: messenger RNA, 1094 nt
Organism: Leucoraja erinaceus (little skate)
Lineage: Eukaryota; Metazoa; Chordata; Chondrichthyes; Rajiformes; Rajidae
Product: protein THEM6-like
Exons: 4
Coding region: 141-722 (193 amino acids)
Source: RefSeq, a predicted model, not a curated record
CGCCUGACUCUCCUCCCUCCCUCCCUCCGCGGAAGGAGCGGCCGCCGCCAACGACCAGGAUGAUGCGCGGAGGGGGAAGCGGCGGAUAGUCAUCGCUCUCUAUAUCUCUCCCUCCCGACGCCGGCUCCAAGACCAGCACCAUGUGGCUCCUAAUGGCCGUGUUGUCGGUGUUGCCGUUCGCUUUUUUCGACCUGUGGUACUUCAUGCGCGGGGCGCUGGUAUUACUAGUCGCAUCUUUCGACACCCCGGUCAAGGAUAUUCUGAGGGACCAGACAGUCCGGGGCAUUGUGCUCUUCCAAGACAUUGACUUCCUGGGCCACAUGAAUAAUGCACGAUAUUUGCGGGAAUGUGAUUUUGCCAGGUUGUCCCUUUAUAUCCGCAAUGGUCUGUUACAUACAACAAGGAAGUUAAAAGCUAAUAUGGUGGUCGGUGCUGCAACCAUACGGUAUAGACGAUCUCUGCAUUUGUUUGAGCAAUUCAGGAUUAGGUCUAGAAUCCUUUGCUGGGAUGAAAAGGCAUUUUAUAUCGAGCAGGAGUUCAUUUCCUGCAAGGACAGCUUUGUGUGUGCCACCAUGCUGUGUCGACAGAAUGUACUGUACAGCACCCCAGAUAAGUUACUGCAGCUCCUGUGCAAGCGGAAGGUAGAAUGCCCAGAUUUUCCGGACGAGGUACUGUUAUGGACUAAGUACAACCAAGCCAGCAGUGCAAGGCUAAGAGCGUAAUGAUGUCUUCAGCAAGACCAAACAGUUCUAGGCAAGGAACCAAGGAUGGUAUAGAUAUCUAGUGAUAAUAGCAGUGGUGUAUCACUUUAAUGUUGACAUUCUGCUCUAGGAAUUUUUUUAUCUUUUAAGCUCCUGACCAAAUUAUUUAUUUUAUGUUUCAAGGGAAAGCUUGGAUUCACAUGCGUGAAUGUAUUAUAAAUCAGUGACACUGGAUGGCACAUAUCUUUGAAAUUGUAUUUAUGCAAAUUUUGUUUUAUGAGCUCUUUAUUGUUAAAUGCAUUAAUGUAAUUUAUUGACGAAAUUAUAUUCAUAUUUGUUUGAUGGAGAUGAUCAUCAAUAUAUAAUUAAAAUAGUUGUAUCUGGCUCAUCUUC